AGCAUUUCUCCUACAGAGAAGUCUCCAGGAAGCAGCAUGUCCCUUUUGCUCUUUGGGGCUGGGUUGGUGUUUCUGAGUCUGACUCCUGCUAGCAGCCAGAAGACACUGACUGGCCAACCACUCUUCGCGGCAGCUGAUCGACAUGACUUUGCUAUCAUGAUCUCUCCAGGAGGUGCAGAAUGCUUUUGGCAAUUUGCCUACCAGGCUGGAUACGUCUAUUUCAAUUACGAGGUUCAGCGGACGCUGGGAAUGUCACAUGACCGGCACAUUGCUGCCACAGCACACACCCCACAGGGUAUCCUCAUAGAUACUUCCCAAGAUGUUCGGGGGCAGAUUAACUUCUCUACUAAAGAGACAGGUUUUUAUCAACUUUGUCUAAGUAACCAGCAAAAUCACUUUGGUUCUGUGCAAGUGUACCUCAAUUUUGGAGUUUUCUAUGAGGGGCCUGAGAUGGAACAUCAACAGCAAGAAAGGAAACAACUGAAUGACACUCUGGAUGCAAUUGAGGCGAGUACACGAAAGGUACAGAAUAACAUCUUCCACAUGUGGCGUUUCUACAACGUUGCCCGAAUGAGGAAAAUGGGUGACUUUUUCCUUCUGCAAUCAAAUUACAACUAUGUGAACUGGUGGUCGACAGCCCAAAGUCUUGUUAUUGUUCUUUCUGGGAUACUGCAGCUUCAUUUCUUGAAGCGUCUCUUCAAUGUUCCAACAACUGCAGACACUAAGAAGCCAAGAUGCUAAGCUACGGCAGGAGCAACACCCCAACUCUCCUCUCAUGGGACAGAACCUUAUCCAAUCAGCUGUGGCAAAGUUACGGAGUGGGAAGGUUGCGGGGGGAAUCAACUUAAUGCUUUAGUCUACUGUGCUCACCUGCAAAGGCAAAAUGGCAAUAAAAUAGUGACAAGGGAAAGGCUCCGAGGUUGGUUAUUUUCCAGAUAUGUUUUAAAUGCUAUUAUCAAAAAUGCUGUUCACUACUUCGUCCUUUGAACAAAAGCUGCAAAAGGCAGAGGGUUGAAAAUAAUGGGAUAAAAUCAAGUUUGCUUACAAAGAAAAACAAGUGUUGGUGGAGUACCUUUCUUUAAAAGUGAAAAAGUGCUUAAUUUUUAGAGGUAUCUUGUUUGGAAUUAUUAAAAAGCAUUCAUUUAAAAAUUAUUAUUACAAUACAGGUAAUCUGUAAAUGUUACUGAUUUUAAAUAUAGAUUUUCAUAAACUAAUUUUGCGAAGUGAAGGGUGAAGAAGUUGAACUGUGAUUUCAGAGUCUGAUUUGUGCUUUUGAUCCAAUCUGAUCCAGUCCAGUCAGGCAAAUGGUUUGUAAAAAAGAUUACAUUUUAUGAACCAAAGUGAUAGAAAAAGUCAGCUGAGGAUCAUUCAAGAUAAAAAAACAAACAAAAAACCCUUAUAAUAAAAUUACACUGACAAGACCUUAUACUUACUAAAUAUGCAACAAGUCAACAGAAAAAUAACUUUUACCACUUAAUCAAACUUGUUAUUUUCCAGGCUUUGACAAGAAGCUUUAAAAACAUGAUUUGUAACUUUAUGUAAAAAUUAUUCUCCAUAUAGUUGGUAGGUAGUAAA
Ochotona princeps (American pika) is the source of this 1575-nucleotide messenger RNA. RefSeq names its product transmembrane p24 trafficking protein 6 (gene TMED6). Gene Ontology annotation, biological process: endoplasmic reticulum to Golgi vesicle-mediated transport; intracellular protein transport; Golgi organization. NCBI's taxonomy places the organism in Eukaryota, Metazoa, Chordata, Mammalia, Lagomorpha, Ochotonidae. Gene Ontology annotation, cellular component: endoplasmic reticulum-Golgi intermediate compartment; endoplasmic reticulum; COPII-coated ER to Golgi transport vesicle. The transcript is spliced from 4 exons. Bases 37 to 741 code for a protein of 234 amino acids. The record is from RefSeq and is a predicted model, not a curated record.